Molecule: messenger RNA, 1192 nt
Organism: Dermacentor silvarum
Lineage: Eukaryota; Metazoa; Arthropoda; Arachnida; Ixodida; Ixodidae
Exons: 7
Coding region: 1-1083 (360 amino acids)
Source: RefSeq, a predicted model, not a curated record
AUGAAGCUCUUCAACUAUUCGCCUGACACUUACAACAUCACCUUGCAUCACCUUCCCCUGGCACUGGGGAAGUGGAAAAAGGGAUUGAAAGAGGAGAAGGAAGAGAGAAGGUCACACUUUGCACACACAGUCAAGCCUUCAUCGCUGAGAUAUAGUCACAGACGGUCAUACAGGCUGGUGCAUAUUAAAGAACGCAGCAGCACCUUUGUAGCCUUGCACAUAGCAGACGAGAUGGAAAUUCAAGAUGAUGAGCAACACGAGAACAAGCAAAAUGACGUGCUUGAUCGGCGACAACACGGUUUCCGUAAGGGACUCCAAAGCAAAGGAUUGGAUCAGUGCACCGGUAACAAGGCAGAGAAGGAAGCUAUAAAACUGAAUUUUCAUCACCGCGUUUUACUGCACAGCGAUUACGUACCUGCCCGGCAAGACUGCAGGACGUGCGGAGACUCCCACCACCUGUUCACUGCCACCGUCUUCGCCCUCCUGGCCUGCGCUGCCUUUGCCGAAGACGAGGCCGUCGAAGGUCGUGGUGGUUUUCUGGGAGGUCCGGGUGUCGUCGGAGGCGUCGGAUAUGGUCCAGGUCUGGUCGGAGCUGGCAACCCGGCUUUCCUUGGAGCCGUCGGUCAUGGUGUCGGCGCGCCCGGCGUGGUUGGUCCAGGCGUGGUUGCUCCUGGUGGCGUAGUUGCACCAGGAGUAGUUGGACCAGGGGUCGCUCCUCUUGGUCUCAUUGGUGGAGUUGGCUAUGGAGGAGUUGGUUUGGGGGGCGCUUAUGGUGCCUCGCACGGAGUUGCGGCCGGUGGCCAUCAGGGUGGAUUCCAGAAGGGAGCCGCUGGUCACGUCCAGGGAUCGGGUGCGUACGCUGGAGGAGCCGCCCACAGGAACGUGCAGGCGUACAACAACCAGCAGGGUUACAGCCACAACUCGGGCUUCUCCGCUAGCGACAGCAAGGCCUUCGGCGCUGGACAGCAGCAGGGAUCAACGGGAUACGUCGGUGGGGCGGCUGGACAACAGGCUGGAUUCGGCAAGACCGCCUACGGAGCCGCCGGUGGCGUCGGUGGCAUUGGCUUUGGCCUGCACGGUUAAAGAGACGACGUUCGGACCCUUCUCGAUCUUGGCACCACUCCUGUUUCGCUCACUGACACCGAUGGGCAUUCACCUGUUUUGUUGUGCAAUAAAUGUUGCAACACCAAAA